AUGGACGUGUGCAUGGUCAUGGGCAUGGCAUGCAUGGUCAUGGGUAUGGCAUGCAUGGGCAUGACAUGCAUGGGCAUGAGCAUGGGCAUGGACAUGGGCAUGGGCAUGGGCAUGGGCAUGGGCAUGGGCAUGGACGUGGGCGGGGGCGUUGCCGACUGCCGACUGCCGACUGCCGCGGCAGCGGCUGGCGAAGUGAAUCGCUUUUUAGAAGAGAUGGGCAUCGACAUGGGCAUGGGCAUGGGCAUGGGCAUGGGCAUGGGCAUGGGCAUGGGCAUGGGCAUGGGCAUGGGCAUGGGCAUGAGCAUGGGCAUGGGCAUGGGCAUGGGCAUGGGCAUGGGCAUGGGCAUGGGCAUGGGCAUGGGCAUGGGCAUGGGCAUGGGCAUGGGCAUGGGCAUGGGCAUGGGCAUGAGCAUGAGCAUGAAAAUUAUGUUAGUGCCGACUGCCGCGGCAGCGGCUGGCGAAGUGAAUCGCUUUUUAGAAGAGAUGGGCAUCGACAUGGGCAUGGGCAUGGGCAUGACAUGCAUGGGCAUGGGCAUGGGCAUGGGCAUGGGCAUGGGCAAGUGCAUGGGCAUGGGCAUGUGCAUGGGCAUGGACGUGGGCGUGGGCGUGUGA
Messenger RNA from Colias croceus (clouded yellow), 612 nucleotides. RefSeq names its product glycine-rich cell wall structural protein 1-like. Lineage: Eukaryota; Metazoa; Arthropoda; Insecta; Lepidoptera; Pieridae. The transcript is spliced from 2 exons. The coding region runs from base 1 to 612 and encodes 203 amino acids. The record is from RefSeq and is a predicted model, not a curated record.